AUGAAUCCAUUCUGGAGGUUCCUGGUCCUCCUCCUGGCAUUGUUAGCCUUGCCCUCAGGCCUGCUCAAGCAGCCUUGGCCCGGACUGACCACAGCCUACAAGGAUGGAAGGCCUACCCUAGCGAGAAUUAUUGCACAGGGUCUCCUGAAGCACAACGCUGAAGGCCGAAUCCAGAGCAUGCAACUCCUGGACCGUCUGAAUGUCUCAGGGAUAGUGGCCCCAGGGAUGGUAGGCUGGCUGAUUGGUGGCAUGAACUUCCAGCAGCAGCAAGAGAUCAGCAUCAACAUCACCAAUGUGCAACUGGACUGUGAUGGGAUCCAGAUGGCACUGCCUAAAGAGUGGUUCUCGACAAACAUCACACUGGAAUUUGACGUUGAAUUCCGACUGCCCUUCAAUUCUAAUAUCAUCAAGACGCAUGCCCGCAUGGGCCUUGCUGCAGAGUCCUGGCUGGAGAAAGAUGAGUUUGGCCGGAGGGAGCUGGUGAUGGGCAGAUGCCACAUGGAGCCCAACAGUGAUGGUGCAUCUAUGUCCACUGAGGAAGUCCCACCCAAGAUGAAACAUUUUCUCCACAACCUCCGAGAAAGCCUGGGGAAAGUUAUUCCGAACCUAGUAGAAAGUCAGGUAUGUCCUCUGGUUGGUGAGAUCCUCCGGCAGCUGGAUGUGAAGCUGUUGAAAGGCCUCGUGGAACAGGUGGCUGCUCAUAAUCUUGGUCAACUCUGAAUCAGCCAAACCCUUCGGGUGCCAGGCUUGAGGGGCCUCCCACUGCCUGCCUUCGGUCAGAAGAAGGUACUUCCGGUUGAGACCUUAAGUCUCUCUUAAUGUGGGUUUUCUGCUGUCCCCUGGAAACAUGACCCCCAGGUUCCAAGACAUCCUGUCCUCUCCAACAAUAAACGCUAACUCUGAAGGAUACACUAGCCCACCU
This is a messenger RNA of Microtus ochrogaster (prairie vole), 922 nucleotides long. NCBI's taxonomy places the organism in Eukaryota, Metazoa, Chordata, Mammalia, Rodentia, Cricetidae. The record is from RefSeq and is a predicted model, not a curated record.